Molecule: messenger RNA, 423 nt
Organism: Pseudomassariella vexata
Lineage: Eukaryota; Fungi; Ascomycota; Sordariomycetes; Amphisphaeriales; Pseudomassariaceae
Exons: 3
Source: RefSeq, a predicted model, not a curated record
CUUAAUAUCACCGCCCUGUCGGCCCACAACUCUGUCUCGGUCCUCGAGUGCUGGCAACUGAGCAGCCCCUUCGUCACGUCUGACGAGCCAGGCCGAGUGGGAACGCAGUCCAUGUCCCUGGCCCAGCUGGGCAACGCUACCUACGACAUCAUCCCUGCGCGAUACGACGGGGGUUUGCAUAGUGAGCCACGCAAGCAGUUCGUAUACUUUAUCUCCGGCCUAGCACACAUAACCCUGCCGAACCACACCGAGGCCUGGAUCCGCGGCGGCAAACACGGCCUCAUCUUCGCCGAGGACACUUCAGAUGUGAGCCCCUGGGGCCACGGGACCGAGUACCCGGGACAGGAGGACACGAUCGCCAUCACGAUCCCCGUCGAGGACGGGGUGGUGCCCGAGCACACUGUCUUACACGAGGGGCCUUGC